Messenger RNA from Aspergillus pseudotamarii, 1245 nucleotides. RefSeq names its product putative extracellular cellulase CelA/allergen Asp F7-like. The record is from RefSeq and is a predicted model, not a curated record. The transcript has 2 exons. NCBI's taxonomy places the organism in Eukaryota, Fungi, Ascomycota, Eurotiomycetes, Eurotiales, Aspergillaceae. Bases 1 to 1245 code for a protein of 414 amino acids.
AUGAAGUAUCAACGUCUUGCCUCCCUGGGCCUUGCUGCCCUAAGUGUCUCGGGAUCUGUCUCUGCAAGCCCUCUCAUUCGACACGAGGGCGAGUCCCUGUGUCCCUCUGGAUACACUCAGAGUGUCUACUAUGUGACUGUUACUGCUAGUUCUACUCCGACACCGACUUCAUCAGCUGAGCCAACUACAACUGUAGAGUCCUCGUCGACCGUCACGGAGACUACAGUCCAAUCUCCUACAUACACCCCGGUUGAGACUCCUGCUCCGGUUGAGACUCCUGCUCCGGUUGAGACGCCUGCUCCCGUGGUGCCCAGCGCUCCUGUCGAGCUUACCACUUCAUCACCUACCGCCGAGACAACCGUGGUGGCUCCAACAGUUGCUACACCCUCCACCACCGUUGAUGCCCAGCCUACAGAAGUAGUCGUCGAGCCUUCUACUUCAUCCUCUUCCACCGAAGCGCCAGCAGAAACCCCAAUUGUUGCUGAGACACCUUCUACCACUGCUGAUGUCCAACCCACAACCGCGGUUGCUGCUCCCACAACCAAACAGCUCAAGCAAUCAACCACCAGCACAGCUGCCCCAGUAACUUCCACCACCUCUUCAUCCACCGGCUCGUCUUCCGGUAGCAGCAGCAGCAGCAGCAGCGCAUCCAACUCCGGCGAAGCCACCUUCUACGGCGGCAAUAUCUCCGGCGGAACAUGCUCCUUCUCAGGUUAUACACUCCCAUCCAACCUCUUCGGGACAGCCCUCGGUUCCCCACGCUGGGACAACGCCGCCGAAUGCGGUGCCUGCGUUGCCGUAACAGGCCCUAACGGAAACACUAUCAAGGCCAUGAUCGUCGACAAAUGCCCCGAAUGCGACUCCAACCACCUCGACCUCUUCCAAUCCGCCUUCACCGAGCUAGCCGACAUCUCCAAGGGCGUUAUCGACAUCACCUGGAACUACGUCUCCUGCGACAUUGACACACCCCUAAAACUCAAGAAUAAGGAGGGUACCUCCGCAUACUGGUUCUCGAUGCAGGUUGUCAAUGCCAAUGAGGCCGUUACCUCGUUGGAGGUUAGUACCGAUGGUGGAAGUACCUGGCAGAGCACUACUCGCUCGGACUAUAACUAUUUCGAGAAUAGUUCGGGAUUCGGGACUGAGACGGUUGAUGUGAGGGUUACUGGGAAGAGUGGGAAGGUAGUGACGGUUACGGAUGUGAGUGUUUCUGCGGGGGCGGAGGUUACUGCUGGUGGGAAUGUUUAG